Saccharomyces mikatae IFO 1815 is the source of this 777-nucleotide messenger RNA. RefSeq names its product nicotinamide-nucleotide adenylyltransferase (gene POF1). Gene Ontology annotation, cellular component: cytoplasm; nucleus. Gene Ontology annotation, molecular function: ATP hydrolysis activity; nicotinamide-nucleotide adenylyltransferase activity. The record is from RefSeq and is a predicted model, not a curated record. The transcript has a single exon. NCBI's taxonomy places the organism in Eukaryota, Fungi, Ascomycota, Saccharomycetes, Saccharomycetales, Saccharomycetaceae. The coding region runs from base 1 to 777 and encodes 258 amino acids.
AUGAAAAAAGCUUUCGAGCAAUUUCGAAAAAGUAACUCGUUAUUCCAGAUUAUCAAAGGACCUCAGCACCUGGAAUUCCCGAAGUUAUUUGUCCUUGACUCUUCAUUCAAUCCACCGCACCUGGCUCAUUUCCAGCUAUUAUCGCAAACCGUUAAAAACUUCAAACUAAGGAACACUCAUUCGCAUGUCCUAUUGCUUUUAGCAGUUAAUAAUGCAGAUAAAUUACCCAAACCGGCAUCUUUUCCACACCGUUUGGAAAUGAUGUGCUUAUUUGCUGAUUACCUCCAGGAGAAGCUCCCCCAUUCUGUGGUAUCUGUCGGACUAACUGUUUUCUCGAAAUUCAUCGACAAAGACAUAGUUUUACGUGAGCAAUUUACCAAAGGAUACAAUACGGAUAUAGGGUAUCUAGUUGGGUUUGAUACGAUCGCUAGGAUCUUUGACGAAAAGUAUUAUCAACCAUUAAAAAUCAGCAAUGUAAUGGAAGGCUUCAUGUCAGGAUCUCAACUUUAUUGUUUGGCCAGAGGCGAUUGCCAUCUCAACGUCGAAUUACAAUUUAAAUAUGCCAGUGAUAUCCUCGAGGGGAAAUUCGAACCAGUUAUACCAAGAGAAUGGGGGACCAGAAUUCACGUCAUGCAAAAUGAUUAUCCUUCCUUAAGAAAUGUUUCAUCAUCUGAGAUUAGAAACAAACUGAAAAUGGGUCAAGUGGAGAAUUUAAGGGAUGAGUUACCACCGGGCAUAUAUGAUUAUGUGAUUAAGAAUAAGACAAUAUUUGAUUAA